Messenger RNA from Echinostoma caproni, 2514 nucleotides. The record is from the annotation of a GenBank genome assembly. Lineage: Eukaryota; Metazoa; Platyhelminthes; Trematoda; Plagiorchiida; Echinostomatidae.
AAUGACUUUGAACGGUUAAGAAAAUGUCUGCUACAAAUCAUGAGUUCGGACAGUGCAAGCCAGUCCAGUUUGGUCUUCUCUAUGGCUAUCCGGUUUUAUUUGUGGAAAGUGUCCGAUAAGUUUUUCGAGGGUCAGAAUGUACACAAAACCGUACAAGUGUUGUUCAAUUUACUCUUGAACGGUGAAAUUGAUUUCGGUGGAUUGUGUGCUGGCGAGUUGCUCAGCGAUCUAUGCACCGAGCCGAACAUAAUGCCUCUCGUGGCCAGUUUUCCGGAGCUCAAGGAAUCUAUCCAAGAAAUAAUGAUUCAAUUGAAAUCCAAAGAUACAUCCCUAUUGCUAAAGCUUCUUCAUCUGCUGUACCGAUUGGCGGAGAAUCAGACCAAUCCGGAAGUAGGUGAAUACAUUCGCAGCUUGGUAUUCUCCGAGUCCACUGGCUCGGUGAUUAACGGUAAUCAGAGAAAUGCACCAAUGGAAGUGGAGAAUGGUGCAACCGAUGAACACGAAUCGGAACCGCUUCAAACUCUGUUCGCAUUGUCUUCCAAUUCGGGCGAUGAUCUAGUCGCAUCGGCCGCUCUGGAUUUGUUGCUUCAAUUAACCACCAAGCUUCCUUCUGAAGGCCCUGAUGUCGCAAUUCAUGAGUUACUGCUUGAACACAUUAUCGAUGGAAUGCGCAAACUCGGUGACACGACCGCAUUCAGAUCAACCGAUACGUUCGGUCCGAGUAUGACAGACUCUGUUCUAUGCGGACGUUUGUUGCAUCUGUCCCUAUUCAUUCGUCUGGCCGAUGAGGUUGUCCGUCAGCUCCAAAAACGUACGACCAGUUCGGAUUCGUUGACCAACAACACCGAGUGCACUUUUCUCACCAAUCCAACCUCCAGUGUCCUCAUCGAUCACCUGUCUGUAUUGUCCGAAUUCAUGCAUCAAAUCUGUGUGAAACAGCUGAAAGCGAAUCCGUUGCUCAAUUUGUUCUCUCGUCCAACCUGUGAUCCGAUAUCCGAGGUCAUGAAUGGGCCUCAGUUUCACAUGGAAAUGAAUUCUUGCAUCGUUUCCGGCUCGGUGAUUCUUGAGGCCAUGGGUUUGAUUCAUUCCGUAGCGGAGUUGCUCAGCACUGUCGUACCAUCAGCAUCUCAGGACGAGGAGGUCUCAGCCACUCAACCCACAGAGGCUGAUGAUGACGGAAUAGUGACACGACUGGGUGAGAAUAAGACCAUUCAGACCGUCGCUCGACAGUGUGGUCAGUCUUUACAAUCCCUGUUGGAGCGCGUUGAAGUGGCCGGACUGUUCGCCCUGGGUUUGUUGACAACCUCACGACAUUUGCACUGUCCCACUGACGUCACGGAUACACCAAGUAGUAUGCCGUUGGGAAUGGGUCCAGUGUCUCGUGGAGCUGUGAUCCGGUUGCUCAGUACUGCAUUGCAUUGGGACGGUUUUGAUAACGAGCGAUUCGUUCAUCAUUUGAAUCGUCUACAACCAGGCAACACGGCUACCGGGACAAAUUUGAACGAGCUGUUAGGGCGAAUCUCCGGUCCCUCGGAGAUGACCCUCCCCGAUACUGUAGCAUCGUUUGAUUCACAUACACAUUCCAGUCCGGCAUUUUUGGCUCGUUGGAUUCACUCCGCUGUAAGUGGAGAUCCCGUAUCGGUCAAUUCGCAGUCCGCUCAAUCUUCUUCGAACAUGCACUCCAGCUUGUUUGAUUCCCCUUCAGCGACUGACAGUGUCUGUGUCACGGACGCGUUGGUGGAUCGUGUGGAUCAAUUUCUUCAACAUUGGGAGAGUGACAAAAAGAGUCGACUAGAGACCUCGAUCGACGCAUCCGAUAUCCUGUCUAUGCUGGAAUACAAAGUCCAAGUGUUCAAAUCCCGUGAGGAUGUACUCGAGGCGAGUGCAUUCGCCAAUGCGGAGGCGUUGGCCAGUGCUCAACGCCUAGCCGAGCACUAUCGACAACGAUUGACCAUGGCUGAAGCCGAAUCUGGUCGUCUCCGCUCGUUACAACUGGACGCGUUAGCUCGCCUCGAAGCGGACAAACGAGUUCAAUUGACCUAUGUAGAACGUUUGAAAAAAACUGAUGCGGAACUGGAGGAUGUUCGGACUCAGUUGAAGCAGCGGACAAAGGAAUGUCAGGAUUUGACCGCGAAAAAUGAAAAUCUUCAGUCUAAACUGACGGCUGCUCGAGAACAAAAUCGAGCCAUGGAUUUGACCAUCGAUGACUAUCGUACCCAGUUAGAUCAAGCGAAGGAGCAAAUCCAAGCACAAACGGCUCAGAUCGCCAAGUUUACCCAAAUCACUCGCCUGAUCAACGACCUAACCGGGAAUCCGGCCGCGGAUGUGACCACUGUGGGUCUAGGCGCAAGCGAUACGGGGAUCAAUACGACCGGGAUCAGCACAACUAACGGGCCCACUCCCGCGGCUGUGACCGGCGGCGGAGAUUCAGUCAGUCCGGUAGCCGAGACUGCGCCACGUAGCAACGCAGCUGUUACCCGCCGCAUGACGACGGCCCGUGCUCCUCGUCGUUGA